Acomys russatus (golden spiny mouse) is the source of this 804-nucleotide messenger RNA. RefSeq lists its product as uncharacterized. Gene Ontology annotation, biological process: cell adhesion; bicellular tight junction assembly. Gene Ontology annotation, cellular component: plasma membrane; bicellular tight junction. Gene Ontology annotation, molecular function: structural molecule activity. NCBI's taxonomy places the organism in Eukaryota, Metazoa, Chordata, Mammalia, Rodentia, Muridae. The record is from RefSeq and is a predicted model, not a curated record. The transcript is spliced from 2 exons. Bases 1 to 804 code for a protein of 267 amino acids.
AUGGCUGCAAACAAGGAGAUCCCUUUUGGAGGCGCCUCAGCUUUCCGUGCAUCUAAUGGCAAUGGUAUUAUCCACAAGCUUAGAUUUGCCUGGAUGAAGGAGUGGAUCUUCAGACUGGCUGGCUUCCUCUUCAGCGUCUUAUCUUCAGGAUGUGGAAUAAUCGUUGCAAGCAGCAAAUACUGGCGCCUCUGGGAAUUCGACAAUGAGAAAGUUCGGCUUGUGUACAUCGGACUCUGGGAAGCUUAUUACUAUCAGGAAUUUAACAUCUCCAACACUGUGACCAGAAUUCUGGUGCACACCCCUAUUAACUCAGAUUGGACCAUGUCAGCUGAAUUUCGAUGUGCCCAGAUUCUGAUAUUUCUGGCAAUGCUGAUAAAACCUCUUGUUGUGAUUCUUAACGCAAUAGCCAUUAGGAUCAGCAGUAGCAAAGACCCAGUCCCUAAGAGUCCAAUACUGUUCUACAAGUGCUCAAUCUUCUUUCUGGUUCUCAGCAGCCUCUGCACCAUUAUUUCAGUGACCUUGAACCACAUAGUAGAUCUCUAUGGCAAAACCACCCUUGACUUUCCACACACCUUCCCAGUUAACAAAGUAGACCUGAUAAAGAAACACAGAACCCUCAUGGUCCCAUUAGGAUUCCUGACAGCCACCUUGUCACUGCUCGGUGUGAUUAUGCUUCUUUUUGAGAUCAGGUCAUUGAAAGCACGGUAUAACGUGAAUGCCAAUCCUCCUUCCAAACCGGUCGACCAAGGGCCCGAAAUAAGAGUAUUGGUGUUCGCAAGUUGUGGCAGGAGACUCAAUGGCUAA